Molecule: messenger RNA, 3181 nt
Organism: Boleophthalmus pectinirostris (great blue-spotted mudskipper)
Lineage: Eukaryota; Metazoa; Chordata; Actinopteri; Gobiiformes; Gobiidae
Gene: mrpl19
Product: mitochondrial ribosomal protein L19
Exons: 6
Coding region: 28-888 (286 amino acids)
Biological process (GO): translation
Cellular component (GO): ribosome; mitochondrial large ribosomal subunit
Molecular function (GO): structural constituent of ribosome
Source: RefSeq, a predicted model, not a curated record
CUCACAUGUGACAGCGGAAGGUCAGACAUGGCGUCGUGCUGCACAAACCUCCACAAAUGCGCACUUUAUUUACGAUCCUUACGACUCCAGCAGCGCCAGCAUGAACGGAUGUUGUCCACUUCGACGUGUUUUCUCUCUCCCGGGGACAAACCAGGAAAAUUCAUCCCUCCCUCCAAACCUGUGAUCAUCGACAAGACGCAGACGGCAGCGUCUCAGCGCAAGUUCCUGAGCCCUGAGUUCGUCCCUCCCCGACAAAGAACAAACCCGCUCAAGUUUUCCAUGGAGCGGAAAGACAUGAUCCGAAGGAGGAAAGUCCUGGAGAUCCCGGAGUUCUACGCUGGGAGUAUUCUGGCCGUGACGAUGUCCGAUCCAAACGCCAGCGGGAAAGUCCAUCGUUUUGUGGGGAUCUGUAUCCAGAGAAGAGGGAACGGGCUGGGGGCCACGUUUGUGCUCCGGAACAUCAUCGACAACCAAGGAGUGGAGAUCUGCUACGAGCUGUAUAACCCUCGUAUCCAGCAGGUGGAGCUGUUGAAGCUGGAGAAGAGACUGGACGACAAUCUUAUGUACCUGAGAGACGCUCUGCCCGAGUACAGCACCGUGGACCCCGACAUGAAGCCUGUGCCAGCGCCCUCUUCUGGAGAAGUGCCUCUAAACAAGAUGAAGGUGAGGAUGCGUCCCAAGCCGUGGUCCAAGCGCUGGGAGAGGCCCAAGUACAACGUCCAGGGCAUCGCCUUUGAUCAGAUCCUGAGCCCCGAGCAGCUGGAGCACGCUCAGAAGUGGGCCCAGCCUUGGCUCGAGUACGACAUGCUCAAAGAGUACGACACCAGCCGCUUGCGGGAGGAGCUCCAGGCCGAGUACGACAGGGAGAUGGCACAACAGCCGUCAUGAGAGCGGAGAGACGUGUCCAAAACUGAAAACAGGAUUCAACACGAGACCAGAGCGCUCACAGACGGACUUAUAUUUAUAUUUACUGUGUCAAAGGCUGAGAACUGAAUGAAGGACAGGGACAAACGGUUCAUAUAUUUGGAUAUUCUUAAAGUAAACAUAUGCUAAAUGGACUUUUAAUGGUUUCUUCUCAGUGUUUGUUGAACUAUGACAUGCAUAGAUCAUUAUUUCCCAUUUUGGUCACGUCGUAUUUUAAGUGUAAUAUUGAUUUGAAACAACUCAAUUAGGGCUGAACGAUUUUAAGAAAAAACUAAAUUUUUCUGGCAGAUAUUUCGAUUUCAUCCACCUUUUUUUUUUUUCAAAUGAAGUUUCAGUGCACUCGAACAUUUGCAAACAUCACAGAAACUUGCAUGAUACUCAAGUCCUGCACUGACGAUUUGACGCUGGACCGUAAAUGUAAAGAUCAAUUUACGCAGACAAUAAGGGCUGUGAUUGGUCCUCUCUACCACCGCUCCUCAUACAUUCUGUGCUCCACUUUCCUGUUUAAUGCAGCUUUGGCACGUUUGUUUACAUUUUACAGACGAAACUUAAAACCACACGGCUCAUUUGCAUAAACUAUAAGCGCUGAAAAAAAAACUGCUCGCUCCUUGAUGCGGUUCAGCUUCUGUCGGACUAACGCUGCGUUCAGACUGCAGGGCUUAACGCUCAAUUUAGAUUUUUUUGGUGAAAUCCGAUGUUUUUGCGACGUCGUUCACAUUUCCAAUUAAAUGUGACUUGUCUGUGACUCCAGUGUGAACGUUGAACAGUCCAAAAGUGUUCCCACAUGUGCACUGGAGACACGACGACGUCAACCGCAGCGAGCGUCUCUGUGUUUACGGAAGUUGUCCAAACAUGGACGCAGCAUCGAGCACCUGGAGAUUUUAAAGUUCCUCUCGUACCGGAGCCAGAACAUGAACAACUUACUUGUUUUAAGGAGGAGAUUGAGAAGGAGAAGGACGAGGUUUUUGGCGUUUUGGUGUUUUGUGGGACAGCGGCAGCGACGUCUGUUGAAAGGAACAUGUGGGUGCUAGAGGUGCGCGGAUGGGCUACUUUUUCAUCCGCAACCGCAUCACAAAACUCAUCAUCCGCCCGCUGUCCAUUUGCAACCACAGUUUUUAACCAGUUUUCAAAACCGCACCCGCCCGCCAUCCACUCGGUCCCCUCCCAUUUCCUCCGAGAUCAGAGUUUUUUAUUUGAGUAGUGAAACCGCCACCCGCCCGAAUUUAAUUAAAAUAUUAUUUUUCGUCACGUCAUCCGCCCGACUCGCGGUUUAGCCGCGGAGUCCGCAGCUGUAACCGCCAUCCGCGCAUCUCUAGUGGGUGCAGAGACGUAGCCAAGAGUGGUGAGUGGUGAUGUGCGUUGCUUCAGUGACACAGAGUUCAGCGCAGAAUAGUGACGUUUGUGGCUUGUUGAUAACGUGUAGGUUGGAUGAAUGCGCUUUGGCCGUUCACACUGAAGUCAGGACAUGACUCAGUGGAAUAUGAGUGUUCUUUCUGUGAUAGAGGAUGUGCUGCUGAUGGUGAGUCUGUUCUGUGCUUCUAUCGCGUUGGAGAUGGUUCAUGUUAAACUUUACAUGAACACCAGGUUUAAAUCCUAGCUUCCUCGCUUUGUGGCGGUGAAUUACUUUGGUGCACAUAAACCUCCACACAGACCCAUAAAUCAAAAAUGACGGCGACAAAGCGACUGCGGCAGUGUGCAUCAAUGCAGAACCAAACUUCGCCCUUAAAUUGGGCUUUAGGAGCACUGCAAAAAACUGUAGCUUUGACGCUCCCAAAAUUGUGUUAUCUGAGAUCGCAAUUUUCAGUUCAAAACAAUAGAUCGUUCGUCCCUAAACUCAAUAACAGAAAGAGGUCCAGUGAUACAACUCUGAGUAUACUAAAAAUGAGGGAACACUGUUAUAACAUGCCUAAAAGCUCAUGAAAGUCUUUUUUUUGCGUAAUAUUUCCCUUUUAAAACUCACUUCAGCUUGUAUUCCAAUUGCACCCCACCUACCCCAUACAUUCUAACUGCUCUGUACUGACAUUUUACUUUAUCCCACUUUUCAAAAUAAUAAUUAUCAUGUACAAACAAACUAAAAACUUCUUUUAGAUUCUCAGCCUUUGACUUGCAAACUGUCGCAGCUUUAUCGUUCCCACGUGUGCUCCUGCAAACACACGGACGCCACUGUUGAAUUGUUUGUUGUUUUGGAAAUGUUUGAAAAUGUAAAUAGUAAUGAAACCGUGAACGCGCUUUAAACAUGAUUUAUAUAAUAAAAGUC